AUGCGGUACCGAAGGUUUUGGGGUUUAGGGUUUAGGGAACAUCGUGCUUCCGUGCAGAUACUCGAAGAACGAGGUGUACUGCGGCGGCUGUGCAACAAGCCGUUUGAUCCGCACGGAUCCUAUUUAGAUGAGAUUGUUGGAUUCUCCAUGGCAGCCUUAGGGUUCUAUUGGCAGUUGAGCUCGGGAUUCCUGGUGCCCUGGCCCAUGAGCUGGCUUCUCUGGCCAUUGACUGCGCUGGAGACAUUUCUCGAGCUGCAAAUUUCAUGGCAAUGA
Messenger RNA from Symbiodinium necroappetens, 273 nucleotides. The record is from the annotation of a GenBank genome assembly. NCBI's taxonomy places the organism in Eukaryota, Dinophyceae, Suessiales, Symbiodiniaceae.